Molecule: messenger RNA, 132 nt
Organism: Pyricularia grisea
Lineage: Eukaryota; Fungi; Ascomycota; Sordariomycetes; Magnaporthales; Pyriculariaceae
Exons: 2
Coding region: 1-132 (43 amino acids)
Source: RefSeq, a predicted model, not a curated record
AUGUCGGAUCAUGCCAUCGUCUGGGAGGCGAAAAGAAUACUUUCCGCUGAUGUUAGAUUUGCCGGUAUCACACGCAUGUGCGCUUGCCGCGAUAGGAUACCGGAAAACCCAGUGACGGUAUUCAGUCACUGA